Molecule: messenger RNA, 1534 nt
Organism: Esox lucius (northern pike)
Lineage: Eukaryota; Metazoa; Chordata; Actinopteri; Esociformes; Esocidae
Gene: praf2
Product: PRA1 domain family, member 2
Cellular component (GO): membrane
Source: RefSeq, marked provisional
GUCUGCUAAUGGGACAUGGACAAAAAUGGACGUGCAGCCGCCGCCUAUCCGAACCUUGGAUGAUUAUAUUUUGGGCUCGGCUAGGUUCGCUGUGCCAGAUAUACGAAAUCUAGAGCGAUGGAACAAUCGGAUAAUAAACAACCUGCUGUAUUACCAGUCCAACUAUUUCGUCUCGUUUUUGGCAGUCCUUGGAAUAGUAGGGUAUUUCCAACCCUUCCACCUGUUUUUGGGUGCCACAGUGGUGACGUUGAUGUUCAUGGGGUUUGUGUGGGCUGCAGAGAACCAGGCUCAAAUCAGACGAUUCCGUCGUAACCACCCAUCCUUGGCGCUAUGUGCCAUUCUGGCAGCCAGCUACUUCUUCCUCACAGUGCUCGGAGGAGUGGCUGUCUUCCUUUUUGGAAUAGCCUUCCCCAUCUUAUUGAUACUGAUCCACGCCUCUGUUCGGCUGCGGAGCCUGAAGAACAAGUUGGAGAAUAAGCUGGAGAGCAUUGGCCUAAAGAGAACACCCAUGGGGCUGCUGUUAGAGUCCCUGGGACAAGAACAGGAAGCUGGGUCUUAGGGAGGAAUAGAAAAAACAGGGAUGCCAGGUUCUAUUUCUGUCUUCUUGUCCAUACCCCUGUACUGUAAUUUAAAAGAAGGAAUGGACACAUUUUAGCAAGUUGAUGAAGAUGAGGCCCCAUUAAGCCAGGUUCUUUCACUUAUCCUGUAUAUCCACAUAAGUACAUUGGGUUCAGGGUUAGAGACUUAAGUGGAACAAGGCCUCAGAUUGCCUGGAAGUCUGAGAAAAGGAGUGUGAAAAGUAGCUAAGUAUAGCAGGGGGGACAUGCUUGUUAUAUCCAACUGUUACAAAAUUGGUGGAACAGAUUGCAUAUUCUGUAUGUGUUAGGCCUAUAUCAUGCUACACACUAACUGUUGUAUUUUUUUUUUUUUUGCGCACCUUUGUAAGUGAACUCCAAAAUUAAAGAGUACAUUCUGUGGAUUGAAAAACUACACAGAGAGGUGAACUAAUUUCAAAAGAGGUGAACUCGUUACAGAAGUGGGAUUUGUUUCAAUAAUGAAUGCUUUUUAAAAUGCAGUUUAUACUCCAGUGUUAUUGUUACCAAAUUGUUUUACAUGAAAACUGAAGGUGAUUGAUGGACCACUAUUUUCUAGCUGCAGACCACUCCGAUUUUUGUGUUAUUGUCCACAUUGUAUUGUUGGGUUUUGGGAUUUGAUAAGGUUAAAGGUUUGAAUGGGUUUUAGGUUAGAAAGAAAACUGUGGGAAACUGUAUGCUUGCAUUGAAAUAUACAUACCUUUAAUUCCAAGAAUGUUAACUGGGAUUAUUUAUGUCUCUGUCCAAGCACAAUUUGGUGUGAAGAUUGUGUAUGGCAUUCUGCCUUUAUUGUGCAAACUUUUAUUCAGUUGAUAAAAGUAUGUUUCACUUUUUUCAUUGUCAGCCUUGCUUUAUAGUCUAAAUAUUGUGAUUCCAUUUUUUUGCUCCAAUGCUGUCAAAAUGUAUUUACACUUUAUUUAAUACAUAAUAUGCCUUACUUC